Messenger RNA from Peromyscus californicus insignis, 2361 nucleotides. It is a transcript of the gene Phkg1, whose product is annotated as phosphorylase kinase catalytic subunit gamma 1. Gene Ontology annotation, biological process: glycogen biosynthetic process; protein phosphorylation. The record is from RefSeq and is a predicted model, not a curated record. Gene Ontology annotation, cellular component: phosphorylase kinase complex. The transcript is spliced from 10 exons. The coding region runs from base 849 to 2015 and encodes 388 amino acids. NCBI's taxonomy places the organism in Eukaryota, Metazoa, Chordata, Mammalia, Rodentia, Cricetidae. Gene Ontology annotation, molecular function: calmodulin binding; ATP binding; phosphorylase kinase activity.
GGGGUUUUGAGGCAAAGACAGUCUUAAAUCUGUUUGACCCAUUUCUCCUCAGACCUGGGAGAGAGCGGGUUCUCAGAACACCUGUCUGUCAGGCAGUUGCCUACAGAUCAUGUGGCUGGUUAUGCUCUUUGACUAGCUUUCUGGGAGGGAUAGUAGGUUCCAAAACAUUGGACCACCUACUCUUAUUUAAAACACCCCCCUCCGCCGCAGGGAGUCGGGACAAGUGUAAUGGCGAAUAAAACAGUAAAUAGAGACCCAUUGUUGGCUCCAGCCAAGUCUUAAGAGCUUGGGGGUGGGGUGGUGGUGGCAGGGGGCUGGACACACACAUUAUCAGAAAAUGUGAGUACAGCCAGAAUUUGGCCAGCAUGGUUCAGGAUGGCAUCCUGGUAUGGGCCCAGAAUGGCUCUGUACCCGUGCAAGGGAUCUGGUGUGGCCGUCAUAGUAAGUGAGGGGCACGGAUGCCCAUUUUGGGGUUUUCAGCAAACAGGCUUGUUGAGGGGCACUAACAACCUUCUAUUGGCUGUUGAUAUGCACAGGCCAGGUUCCUGCUAUUGGCAAAGCAGACGAUUGUUAUUCUAAACCUUCUUCUGGUAACCAGGCACCCAGUAGCGAGCACACCAGGCUUCCUGCAAGAGCCAGCGUGAGGCAGCCAGGACUGCGGUUUGGCUGGUCAGCAGGUUGGGAGACCAGGCCUUUUUGGGCUCACAGAAGUGGACCAGAAGCGCAUGCCUGUUGCCUGCUUGCCUCUUCCUAUUGCUGGGGGAUUUUCUGCCUUUCUCAAACCCUGGGUCUGAAGGAGGAGUUCAGUUUGCUGAGGCCCUUGGAAUCCCCCUGAGAUCCACCUGAGCAUGACCCGGGACGAGGCCCUCCCCGACUCCCAUUCUGCACAGAGCUUCUAUGAGCACUAUGAACCCAAGGAGAUCCUGGGCAGGGGAGUUAGCAGCGUGGUCAGGCGCUGUAUCCACAAGCCUACAUGCCAAGAAUAUGCAGUAAAAAUCAUCGACAUCACAGGCGGAGGCAGCUUCAGCCCUGAGGAGGUGCAGGAGCUCCGGGAAGCCACACUGAAGGAGGUGGACAUCCUGCAGAAGGUCUCGGGACACCCCAACAUCAUACAGCUGAAGGACACUUACGAGACCAACACUUUCUUCUUCUUGGUAUUUGACUUGAUGAAGAGAGGGGAACUCUUUGACUACCUCACUGAGAAGGUCACCUUGACUGAGAAGGAAACCAGAAAGAUCAUGCGGGCCCUGCUGGAGGUGAUCAGCACCCUGCACAAACUCAACAUUGUCCAUCGGGACCUGAAGCCGGAGAACAUCCUUCUAGAUGAUGACAUGAACAUCAAGCUCACAGACUUCGGGUUUUCCUGCCAGCUGCAGCCAGGAGAGAGGCUCCGAGAGGUCUGCGGGACUCCUAGUUAUCUGGCCCCUGAAAUCAUCCAGUGUUCCAUGGACGACAGCCAUCCUGGCUACGGGAAGGAGGUGGACAUGUGGAGCACUGGGGUCAUCAUGUACACACUGCUGGCUGGCUCCCCACCCUUCUGGCACCGGAAGCAGAUGCUGAUGCUAAGGAUGAUCAUGGAUGGCAAAUACCAGUUUGGCUCGCCAGAAUGGGAUGAUUACUCAGACACAGUGAAAGACUUGGUGUCUCGCUUCUUGGUGGUGAAACCCCAGGACCGCUGCUCAGCAGAGGAGGCCUUGGCUCACCCUUUCUUCCAGCAGUAUGUGGUGGAAGAAGUGCGACACUUCAGUCCCCGGGGCAAGUUCAAGGUGAUCUGUCUAACCGUGCUGGCCUCGGUAAAGAUCUACUACCAGUACCGUCGGGUGAAGCCCGUAACCAGGGAGAUCGUCAUCCGGGACCCCUACGCCCUGAGGCCCCUACGGAGGCUCAUCGACGCCUACGCUUUCCGAAUAUACGGCCACUGGGUGAAGAAAGGGCAGCAGCAGAAUCGGGCUGCCCUCUUCGAGAACACACCCAAGGCAGUGCUCCUCUCCUUGGCCGAGGAGGAGGACUUCUGAGGGGUGGCGGGGCACAGGGGGAGGCAGACAGCAGACACCCCCAGAACUGUGGGGCGACCCCAAACAGGCCUCUGUGUCGGAGCAGGGGGCCCUACCCUGUGCGCUCAGAAGCUCCCCACUAGAAGCGCAGGGCGUUCCCAUUAAACAGCAGUAAUGACAGCUGGGGCUGGGGGUGGUGGCAUGCGCCUGAGGUCCGGAAGCAGUAGGGCCCCAGGUUCCAGGCCAGCCUGGGCAGCUUAAUGAUGAAUGUUUCAAAUUAAAAAUAGGGCUGGGGAUGUAACUCUGCGGUGAGUGUAAGGCCCUGAGUUCAAUCUCCGGCAUGACAGACAUAAAUAAACAAAUAAAU